Messenger RNA from Salmo salar (Atlantic salmon), 3296 nucleotides. NCBI's taxonomy places the organism in Eukaryota, Metazoa, Chordata, Actinopteri, Salmoniformes, Salmonidae. The record is from RefSeq and is a predicted model, not a curated record.
UAUAACUGUAUUACAUUAAGAAAACGUAUAUAGGCCUAAAUAGUACAUUUGCUUUAACAUGACUUGUAUGACCAGGUAGAUGAACAACCACCACCAUUAGUCUACUAAUCACACUUUAAGCUCAUUUUCAUGGAGCCUAGUUGGCUACAUCACGUUCCGAGAUGCAGUCUCGUGCGCAACUCAAUAGAUCAGAUCAAAGGGGACACGUGAACCAGUGGCUUUGCUAGAAUAACUCAAGGGACAAAUAGUCAAUCGGAGUGGGUGAGUAUUUAUAGUCUUGUGCAUUAAUGAGGCUCCGUCUCUGGGCUCUCUGACUCAAAGCGCGCGGAGAAUGGGCGCCUCACAGCUCUGGGUACGGUUGGAGUGCAUAAAAACAGACCGGACAACUUUUACCUUACAACCGACAGAUUCCGCGAUGGCACCUCGUGCAUUCUGCGUUGGAAAAGCCUAACAGGUCUCUCACCCAGCCCCUCUCCCAUGUCACCGAGACGUCUCCAUGGCGAUGUUUAGCGUCUCUGAACAAUUCUUCUGGAAUGACUCGGAAGGGCUUCGGGAAGACCUCCUCCAUGGGAAUUCCUCUGGUGGUUGGGAGGUGGAUACGGAGCAUAACUACUACGCCAUGCUGUACUCCCUACUCAUCCUGGCCAUCGUGUUUGGCAACGUGCUGGUGUGUCUGGCUGUGGUGCGGGAGAGGUCCCUCCAGACCACCACCAACUACCUGGUGGUGAGCCUGGCUGUAGCUGACCUGCUGGUGGCCUCGCUGGUCAUGCCCUGGGCUGUCUACCUGGAGGUGGUCGGAGGGGCGUGGCUCUUCAGCAGGAUGUACUGUAACGUCUUUGUCACCCUGGACGUCAUGAUGUGUACCGCCAGCAUUCUCAACCUGUGUGCCAUCAGUAUCGACAGGUACACAGCGGUGGUGAUGCCUGUCCUCUACAACACCACACACAGCUCCAGGAAGCGGGUCUCGGCCAUGAUCGCGACAGUGUGGAUCCUGGCCUUCGCUGUCUCCUGCCCCCUUCUGUUCGGAUUCAACACAUCAGGUGAGACACACGACCCGACGGUGUGCUCCAUCUCCAACCCUGACUUUGUCAUCUACUCGUCGGUGGUGUCCUUCUACUUGCCCUUCAUCGUCACCCUGCUGGUGUACAUCCGCAUCUACGUCUUCCUCAGGAAGAGGAGGAAGAGGAUCGCCUUCCGCCAGGCCAGCAGCGGGAAGGUCCAGCCAGGUUCGGCCCAGCCCUCCGCGGUGAGAACACAGCCAUAUGGUCCCACAGUGACUGUGCAAAUGAACAUGGAAGAGAAGUGUCUGCAGGAGGAGUCCCCCAAGGAGAACAGAGACCUGUCCCCCAUCAGGAUCAAAGUGGAGUGUAUAGAGCCGGCAGGGCCCCCUAAAGCUCACCUCCUGUCAGGGUGUCUGCGGCGUAAGCGUCCCCGGAUGGCCCCUGUGGAGAACACUCUGCUGCCCCCGGUGGACAUCCAGGACUACUGCAGCAUCAGCCACGCCUCCUGCUGCCACACUGAGCACGACUGCGCCGAGGAAGAGGUGGCCAAAGAGAAAGAGACUAUUCCUGUGCAGAGGAGCUGCGAGGUCAAGGAGCUGUCCAAUGGACGCAUUCACACGGUACUCCGUCCCGCCCCCCACUCCCAGUCCCUGACCAGCCAACAACAACAUCGAGUCAGGAGCAUGCAGAACAGGGAGAAGAAGGCUACGCAGAUGCUGGCCAUUGUGCUUGCGGUGUUCCUGAUCUGCUGGCUGCCGUUCUUCGUGACCCACAUCCUGAACACCCACUGCAGGACGUGUCGUAUUCCCCCGGAGCUCUACAGCGCCUUCACCUGGCUGGGCUACGUCAACAGUGCCCUCAACCCCGUCAUAUACACCACCUUCAACAUCGAAUUCAGACGCGCCUUCAUCAAGAUCCUCAGCUGUUGAGAACACCAUGGUCCACCAUGACCGGGUCAUAGCCAUGCUCCUGACCUGUACUGGACUGGACCUUGGGCCCGGCAUACCUGAGUAUGGAUAAGAUACAUGAGCCAUGGCCUCAGCCUGAGUACCAAUUAUCAGGGCAAUGACUGUCCUUUAUCGAGAUCAUUGUCAGGCCAGGGUUCUGAGCUGUACUGGACCUCAGGCCAGCCACACCUGAGCAUGGAUACAUGAGCCAUGACCGUCCAUCUUCAGGGUCAAUGACUCGUCUUCAUUGAAACCAUCUCCUGCCGAGAGGAUAGGUCCAUAAAGACCAUGUCUGACCAUUCUCUUCCACUGGACCUCUCAGCACACUGGUCCUCCCAGCACACUGGACCUCCCAGCACACUGGUCCUCUCAGCACACUGGUCCUCUCAGCACACUGGUCCUCUCAGCACACUGGUCCUCUCAGCACUCUGGACCUCUCAGCACUCUGGACCUCUCAGCACACUGGUCCUCCCAGCACACUGGUCCUCCCAGCACACUGGUCCUCUCAGCACAGUGGACCUCCCAGCACACUGGUCCUCUCAGAACACUGGACCUCUCAGCACACUGGACCUCUCAACACACGGGAGCACAUCUGAGCAAGGACUCUCUGGCUGCCUCCUGACGGUACCUCAGGCCCAGCACACCUGAGCUGAACUACAAGUACUACAUCUGGCUUGGCUUCCAGUUGGCUGGGAAAGGACCUCCUUCACCUGUGUUAUACUGCACACAGGGGGCAGGAGACAUGAAGGGAGGGGAUGGGAGCGAAAUUCAAACCAUAAAAAUGACGCUACAAUACUGAUGAUUCAGAGAUGGAAAAAAUACUUUUAAAAUUUGGACAAAUGAUGAAAAGGAAAUAAAAAUAAGUGUUCUGCACAUCUAUAUGGCACAGGAGCUGGACACAAUGUACAGCCAUCAAAAAGAACCUGAAUGUCCUCUUACGGUUUGUUCUUGCCUAAUGCGAUCUUUGUUUCAAGAAACAAGGGAUUAUACUCUGUCCUGGGUUUGGUGUUUUAGACAUUUGUUGGAUCAAAUAUAACGCUAGUUUAACUUCUAUGGGCUAGGUGGGACGCUAGCCCAUAGACGCUAGUCCCACCUGCGCUAGUCCCACCUGCGGGACACAGCCAGUGAAAUAUCAGGGCGGCAAAUUCAAAAACAACAAAAUGUCAUAAUUCAACUUUCAAACAUACAACUAUUUUACACCAUUUUAAAUAUACACUUCUACUUGAUGUAACCACAUUGUCCGAUUUCAAAAAGGCUUUACAGCGAAAGCAAAACAUUAGAUUAUGUUAGGAGAGAACAUAGACAAAAAUAAUCACACAGCCAUUUUCCAAGCAAGGACAUGUGUCAA